This is a messenger RNA of Bradysia coprophila, 753 nucleotides long. RefSeq lists its product as uncharacterized. The record is from RefSeq and is a predicted model, not a curated record. NCBI's taxonomy places the organism in Eukaryota, Metazoa, Arthropoda, Insecta, Diptera, Sciaridae.
CGUACAGCAUAAGUCACCAAGUACAUCAUCCAGUUGUUGCUCAUGCGCCACUGAUCAGCCAUGCACCGCUUCUCAGUCACGCACCAUUGCUCAGCUAUCACCAUUAUCGUCGCUAAAUGUUGCGCUGAUUGUCCUGUUCCUAAUGGUAUCUACUGUCAGCGGCGAAGUAAGCAAAACGACAUCGAAAACGAAACGAAGUUUCGGAUAUGGAGCAUUUGACGGUGGUGGGUUCCAUGGUGAUCACAGUUACGAUAAUAAUUACUUCAGUGAUCCAUUCACAUCGCAUGAUGGUUACUAUGAACACGUACCUCAUGGCCAUCACCAUCAGCACACCCAUUCUCAUACUUUAGUCACUAAGAAAUUCGGGUUUCCAAUACCCCAACCAUAUCCAGUACCUUACCCAGUCAAGGUGCCAGUUGAACGACCUGUUCCCGUUCCAGUUCCAAUUCAUCAUCAUCAUCCGGUUAGUGUUCCUAUUAUCAAACCAUACCCAGUUCCUGUAAGAGUUCCCGUUCCAAUCGUUAUCCCCAAGCCAUAUCCUGUACCAGUAUUCCCGAAGCCACAUUUCCAUCAUGAUCACCACAAUCAUCAUAAUCAUCACAACUUUGCUUUAUGGAGUGGGGGAAUGGGAAUCGGCGGUGGAUAUGGUCAUGGACACUGGUGAAUUCAUGUUGUGACGUUGCUGCGGUUAAUGGGAUUUUAGUUGUGUUUAGAAUUGAAAAUUGCGUGACAAUAAAUCUGCUUGCUGUUUGA